AGUCAGCGAGCUGACGUUGGACAGUCUUUGGAGGAAGGGCUACACUGAGGCGACCGACAACAAGACCAUGGAGAUGAAAAGUGAAUGAGCGGAAGGAUAGGUGUUUAGAACAACACCAAACUAUGAAAAACUUCGUCGCUUCGUUCAUCGAAGCGCAACACAAAAAUCACGUCCCUAGUACGAUGCGAAAAGAAGUCCUUAGCAAUCAUGGAUGCCACUCGACCAACGCCUUCCCUCGUACCGAAGUGUUCCAGCUCUUCACAUUUUCCCUGCGGACGACUUAUGGUAAGAGUGGCUGGCAUUUGUCGAAGUGAUCGAGUAACAGCAACAUUACAAAGAUGCACGUCGAUCAUCACCGUGGAGAAAGCUGGGACACAGGGGUCAGCUCCUGCAAGCCGACUUCGGACCCCACCGCCAGCGCCGUCUCAUUGGCUACCAAGCCAUCGCUUAUCUUCAAUCUCCUGUUUACCUCAUCGAAACCACCAACUCCAACAUGCCUCCAAUAUGACCACCAUCUCCACGCCCAGACCCAAGUUUUCCUGCCCAAGCAAAUACCCUUACCCGUCGGCCAUUCAUAAUGCAGCAAGAAAAGUUCCGCUGCACCGUUCGGUCCUGCCCGCCACUAUGAGACAAGCGUAAUGCAUAUCCGUUUGCAAGCACAUGUUCCUUAUCAGCAUAGGCGAGCCAUCCUGCAUUGCCCAGUCGGCUAAGAGCUUCAAACUGUC
Alternaria alternata is the source of this 725-nucleotide messenger RNA. RefSeq lists its product as hypothetical. The coding region runs from base 208 to 639 and encodes 143 amino acids. The transcript has a single exon. The record is from RefSeq and is a predicted model, not a curated record. Lineage: Eukaryota; Fungi; Ascomycota; Dothideomycetes; Pleosporales; Pleosporaceae.